This is a messenger RNA of Haemonchus placei, 1440 nucleotides long. The record is from the annotation of a GenBank genome assembly. NCBI's taxonomy places the organism in Eukaryota, Metazoa, Nematoda, Chromadorea, Rhabditida, Trichostrongylidae.
AGAACAAAGAAAUCAAAAAAUUCAAUCUUUUUUCGAUAUCUGAGGGAGAGUAGGGAAUCUUUUUCCUUAGUUCCCUCACUACAUCUUCGACACCGCCUUCCACAUCAUUGUAGGUCUUCAAGAUCAUCAUAUCGGUUUCUCGUGUCCAAGAAGGUUCAUGGUUUUCCGUUUGGGCAGCAACUGGAACUUCUUCUGAACUUUUCUCUUUAGAAAUCAUGAUAGGAACAUAAACGCCAUUCUGGAGGGAAUUCAGUUGACCACCAGUGACCUGCAGUGGUCCACCUUUCCUCGGAGGUGGCGUACCAAGAACAGCACUCAGGUCAUCAAUGCAUUCUGCACCUUUGUCUUCAAGCAACUCCGAAUCGGAGCGUUUGCAUAGGUCGAUGAAUUCGAAGUCGGCCGGAGCUACUUUUUCAUCGUAUGGCAAUGGAAGCCAUUGACGGAUGUAAUUCCACAAUGGUCGUUCAUUGCCUAGUAGGUCCGCAAGUCUAUCGCAGAACUCCGACUCGCUCAAGGUUUGACCUCAAUGGCAAGUAACAUCUGGAUAGCGCCGUGAUAUGCUCGGCGGAGAGAACUAGUGAGUAAUUCUGGGGGCAACACAGCCUCAUCAGCCAAUAGAGACAAUAAGACCAAUACAUCCGCGUGGUCUGGGAGGAGAACAGUCGUAAGCCGAUCGAACUGCGCCUCAAGGUUCUCUGAGCCCAGAACUAUUCGUUCAACAGUACGCCAUAUGUCUUGGUGCAUGAACGUCCGAUGUUUGACGUCCAAUGCAAUCUUUCUAGCAAGAUUAUUCAUUUGCCGAAACCGAUGAUGGGGACUUUGCAUACACUCCAAGCCCAUCCUCUCCUUCUCAGUGCGAGUUCUACGUUUCAUCCUCGUCUUUCCAGCAGCGUCCAUCUCAUCCGUGGUCUCAGCAGUGUACAUUUCCGACCCAAGAGCGUCUUCAGAGUAAUCGUUUGCUAUGGAUCCGACGCCGAAUGCUGAAGAUGCCCUCAUAUUCACAUAAUCGUAGACAAAAGGACCAGGAUCGUUACUCGUACAAUCCCAAGCUUCUUUCCAGCACUCUGCCUGCGACGCCAUACCAGUCAGAUCAGUCUUUCGGAUCGCAUCAGUUGGAACUCGUUUGAUCUCGACUUUUGCAAACAGAGCUCUGCUAACUGCCGAGGGAGCUCGCAAAAGUGUUGGACUUCUUGUUCGGGCAUCGUCGCGUGGCGUAACAGGCACUCCCAAAUCAGAUCCAGGACUCGAGCGACUUAGUUGGUAAGCAGUUCCAAGCGGAGAGUAGUCGGAUGGAGUGUUGAACGUAGGUGUCUUCGGUACGAAUGGCGAGUUGAAUUCCGCUGCAGGUAUAUCCUGCUGUCGUGGAGUGCAAAUACCGUAAUCUUCAUAAUCGAAAUCACUGUCUUUCCAAGCACAAGACAAAGACUGAAAAUUUCUUAA